UUUAUUUUAAUUUUAUUUUUUUAUCAGUAUUAUUUUCUCUCCUUAUUUUCCUGUCAAUCUACUGCUCCACACUCCAGUCCAGUAGGUGGCUCAAAAGAAGAAGAACUCCUAAAUCCUUCAUUUCCCAGCAUGCAUUGCGGUCCUAUGACUUUUGACCUGUGGAUAAAAACAAGCCGAUCAGCUGAUGUAAAGGCAACAACAUCUCCAGGGUCUGACACAGAAUAGCUCCGCUAGCUAACUUUCUCUACAGCGUUAGCGGGAUGUUGUUAGACAGUAGACGGGUCCAGGUUUAGACUUUGUGUCGAGGCAGCACUUAGUUAUUCGUCGAAGAGCUGCCGCGGCUAGGUCAGUCGAUUGAAACGAAGUAGGUGUCAGGUUUGAGAUGAGCGGUCAAGGUCCAGCUGUAGAUAAAGGGAUGACAACAGUCCUAGGCUGCCAGGAGAGCUACGCCUGUGGAGGUUCAGAUGAGGCUGCGUUUGAAUGUGAUGAGUGCGGCAGCCUGCAGUGCGCCCGAUGUGAACUGGAGCUCCAUCGCCAGGAGCGGAUGAGAAAUCACGACCGGGUUCGGAUUGCACCAGGCCACGUCCCUUUCUGUGACUCGUGCAAAGGUGACAGCAGCUGCCCUGUCAACGGAGGACGGCUCCGAGCAGUGGUGCGCUGCCAGGGCUGUAAGAUCAACCUGUGUUUGGACUGCCAGAAACGCACCCACAGUGGAGUCAACAAGAGGAAGCACCCUCUGACCCCUUACCCCCCGGCCAAAGCUCCCCAGGAGAACAGCGUGGCUGCUGGGGAGUCACAGAUGGAGAUCCUGAAAGCAGAGCUGGAGAGGGUGUGCAGCUUCCUGUUGGUGGAUGAGAGGGAGGAGAUGCAGGUGAAGGAUGAGGACGACUUUGUGAGCAGACUGGGCUGCAGGCCAGAUGAGCUCCUCAAAGUGGUCUCCAUCUUUGGAAACACUGGCGAGGGCAAGUCCCACACCCUGAACCAUACGUUUUUCCUCGGACGGGAAGUGUUCAAGACCUCGCCCACCCAGGAGUCCUGCACUGUUGGUGUGUGGGCAGCGAUGGACCCUGUUCACCGGGUGGUCGUCAUCGACACAGAAGGACUGCUUGGUGCUGGAGCUAAUCAGGGUCAGCGGACCCGCCUGCUCCUCAAAGUCCUGGCGAUCUGUGAUGUGGUCAUCUACCGAACCCAUGCUGACCGUCUCCAUGACGAUCUGUUCAAGUUCCUCGGUGAUGCAUCGGAUGCCUACCUGAAGCAUUUCACCAGGGAGCUGAAAGCAACAACCACCCGCUGCGGGCUAGACGUCCCGUUGUCCACUCUGGGCCCUGCUGUAAUCAUCUUCCAUGAGACUGUCCACACCAAGCUGCUAGGAUCAGACAAACCAUCAGAAUCGGCCGAGCGUCUUCUCCAGGAGCGUUUCAGGAAGCUGGGUCUGUUCCCAGAAGCGUUCAGCUCCAUCCAGUACCGUGGGACUCGCACCUACAACCCUCCCACAGACUUCAGCGGCCUGCUGCGCAGCCUGGAGCAACAGCUGGACAACAACACCACGCGCUCGCCACGCUCUGCCAGCGUCAUCUACAAGGCUCUCCAGGCCCUGAGUGAUCGCUUCAGUGGGGAGAUUUCAGAUGAGCACAUGACCAGUAACUCAUUCUUCCCAGAUGAGUAUUUCACCUGCUCUAGCCUCUGCCUCAGCUGUGGUUCAGGCUGUAAGAGAAGCAUGAAUCACCUAAAAGAAGGACUUGACCACGAAGCCAAACAUCGCUGCCGCUACUCUGCACAGUAUGACAACCGUAUCUACACUUGCAAGGGCUGCUACGAGGGAGGAAAAGAGGUAAUAGUGGUUCCCAAAACGACCGCCUCGUCUGACUCACCGUGGUUUGGCUUGGCCAUCUACGCCUGGUCUGGGUAUGUAAUCGAGUGCCCCAACUGUGCAGUCAUCUACAGAAGCAGACAGUACUGGUACGGAAACCAGGACCCAGUGGAAACAGUGGUCAGAACAGAGAUCCAGCACAUCUGGCCUGGGUCUGACGGUUUUUUGAAAGACAACAACAACGCAGCCCAGAGGUUGCUGGAUGGAGUCAAAUACAUUUCUCAGUCAGUGUCUGAACUCAGCGUCAAGCCUGCCAAAGCGGUCACCUCCUGGCUCACUGACCAGAUCGCUCCCACCUACUGGAAACCCAACUCCCUUAUCCUGAAAUGCCAUAAAUGUGGGGAAGAGUUCCAGGCCAACGACACCAAGCACCACUGCCGUGCCUGCGGAGAGGGCUUCUGUGACUCCUGCUCCUCCAAAACCAGACCGGUCCCUGAGAGGGGCUGGGGCCUCGCCCCUGUCCGAGUCUGCGACGCAUGUUUCCACAACAGAGAAAUCUCAACCGAGUUACUGGAUGCUGCCUUGGAGGAGGAGGGAGGCACCCUGAUAGCCAGGAAGGUUGGGGAGGCGGUUCAGAACACUUUAGGAGCUGUAGUCGGUGCCAUCGACAUACCUCUGGGCCUGGUGAAGGACGCAGCCCGACCGGCCUACUGGGUCCCAGACCAGGACAUCCACUCCUGCAACGAGUGCCAGAGGGAGUUCUCCCCGCGUCUCUCCAUCCACCACUGCCGCGCCUGUGGUCAGGGAGUGUGUGACGACUGCUCCCAGGAGCGCCGCGCCGUGCCCUCCCGCGGCUGGGACCACCCUGUGAGGGUCUGCAACGGCUGCAACCAGAAACCUGGGGAGCUCUAGCAGCUGAGGAGAGGGGCCGGUUAAGGAUGCCGGCCUCUACGAAAACUGGAAUUGACAACAUUUUGACAUUAAAGGCUUCAGUUCCCUUUUGUCUCUGGCAUUUCUAAGCUGCCACUUGACUGUCUGUGGCAGGUUGGACUCUGUUUAUUAUUUUUUUAAUGCCGUCCUCAUGUCACAUCUGUCCUUUGAUGCUAUUUCACUUUAAUAUGCCUAUAUUUUACACUGUGAAGAAACCCAGACAGAGUGAGACUUGAAUAUCAAGAAGUUAGGAGAGAUAAAACAACUUGACAGCGUUUUAUGAAAGAGAGUGAGUAUGCUUGCUUACUGUUGAGUUCAGGUAAAUAUCCAUGUACUUAUUUUUGAUCCUUUUAAAAUCUGUAUUAAUGCACAUGAACCCCUUUGACAAUCCCUCCCAGUGUGACACACUAGUACUAUUAGCACCUUUUGCAGUCUGGGGCUACAUGUGUGGACAUUUUUAAUAAUAGAAGUACUGACUGAGCAUCUUGAACUGAUUUCAGGUAAGCACUUUUAUUCUAAGAUUGUUUCUGCUGGAGCUCUGGAUAUAGCAUUCAGGGCUGGCUUUAGAGGAAACAAUAGAAAACCUUUAAAAAAAAAAAGAAAGAUAAAUAAUAAUCCACUACAGUGUAUUUUGAUCCUUUCAGUGGAUCUAUCCUAGUUUUCCUCUGCUUCAGCCCUGCAAGCUUUCCUGCCACUCUUUGGCUUCAGGAGGAUUAAAACAAUCAGAAGCCAAUGAUGUACUGUAGCACCGAGAUGCAUUCCAACUUAUAUAAUUACUUAGUAAUAACUUCUUACAUAAUCCCUUGAUACUUUGUAGUUGUUUGUGCAUUUUAAUGGGCAUACAAUAAUAGAAAAGCCUUAAUAAUGCUGUCCACGUUGUUUAAAUUUUACAUAGAAUAUACAUAUAAGGGGAAAAACGUUUACUUAAAUAGGUUUUUAAAUGGCCUCGUUUUGUUUUUAAAAUAUUAAAAUUAUCUGCUAACAAGACAAAUCUGACUGCAGUGGGAUGAAAUGCAACUACUUUUAUAGAGUGGCUGGCUCACAGUAGCAAUAUGGAAACAGAUAAGACUUGAAACCAUCUUUGAGGCUGGCCCCUCAAAACAAUUAGAAGAGUAAUCCAUUACUCUGACAACUCAGGCUGUGGAGCUAGUUAGCUAGGAGUACCAAGUGAGCAACGUUUAAGACUGUACCAUACAAUUAUCUGACAAAUACAUAUGAUGAUGCAGGAAAGGCUUAUUGACUGAACACCCAGGCAUUGUGAGGUCUAACCUGGGAUUUUUUUUUUUCCAAUGACCGACUGGGAGAGACGGUUUGGUUACAAUUUCAACAAAUAAGCUGAAAUAACAGUGGAUGAUCUCAUCACUGUCCUCAUCUGGAGAGAGGGCUGUUCAAUGAAUAUCAUAAGGAACAAAUCAAAACCUUCUAUGUUCAUGUAUGCUCAUACAGUAUGUAUUAAACUGCAGAAACUCA
This is a messenger RNA of Centropristis striata (black sea bass), 4210 nucleotides long. It is a transcript of the gene zfyve1, whose product is annotated as zinc finger, FYVE domain containing 1. Gene Ontology annotation, molecular function: metal ion binding. Lineage: Eukaryota; Metazoa; Chordata; Actinopteri; Perciformes; Serranidae. The record is from RefSeq and is a predicted model, not a curated record. The transcript is spliced from 13 exons. Bases 383 to 2722 code for a protein of 779 amino acids.